Messenger RNA from Microthlaspi erraticum, 1272 nucleotides. Lineage: Eukaryota; Viridiplantae; Streptophyta; Magnoliopsida; Brassicales; Brassicaceae. The record is from the annotation of a GenBank genome assembly.
AUGGCAUUUCGUAGGGUUUUACUCUCUCACCUCCGACGACCACCACGCCCAGCUUGUUCCUCUCUCUCUCCUCCCCAUGUCGCCUCCUCCCCGUCACGGCCGUCGACUGCGAUCGCUCUUUUCCAAUCCCGAUUGUUUUCCACUCCCACAGACCUCGACUCUGAACUGAGUCGACUCAGAGACGAUUCAAUAUCUGGCCUCGGUGGUCAUGGAUUAGAUUUCGCCGAUUUGGGGCAGGAUUUGAUCGGAGCUGGUGCGGCGAACCAUGAUUUACUAACCCGGCAUGUGAUCUCGUUGCUUGAUUCAUACCAUGACCUCACUGGAUUGCCCUGGUGGGUCGUUAUUGUUUCGUCUACAGUAGCUUUCAGAACAGCUCUGCUUCCUCUACUGAUUUUGCAGCGGAAGCAAACAAAAACCAUUUCACAAUUCUUACCUCAGUUACCGCCAUUUUGGCCUCCGAAAGGUUCAGGAAGGAGUGUUGUUGAACAUUUUAUGCUGUUCCGGAGAGAAAGAAAAGCUCUCGGAUGCCCUUCGUUUUUGUGGAUUCCUGCUUAUUUCUCCAUCCAGAUUUCAUGUUUUUUCAUGUGGAUUACUAGCAUUAGAAGAAUGUCACUUGAUCAUCAUCCUGGAUUUGAUACGGGUGGAGCUUUAUGGUUCCAGAAUUUGACUGAAAUUCCCAACGGUCUUUAUGGUCCACUUUUCCCCUUUUUAAUAGCUGGUUUGCAUUACACAAAUACACAGGUAGCUUUUUCAGCAUCUUCAGUUCACAAAGUUGACAAAUUUGCGGAAUUAGCGAAAACUUUCAAGAUAUUUUUGAACUUAAUGACAUUUGCUCUUUAUUUCCUUGCAUUCCAAAUGCCUCAGGGAAGUCUGGUUUACUGGUCUACCAACUUGUCAUUCAGCAUAGCUCAGCAAGCAAUCCUCAAACAUCCCCUCGUAAGUUCUAAGUUGGGCCUACAAGGAAAUGACACUGUCCAGAAAGAGGCUGGAAAUCCUAUAUUAGCGAAUAUAAAUGAAGCGAAACUCACUGAUCCAUCCGUGAAAGGGCGUUUGAUCUCAGGGCAUAAGUUAACCCCUAAGGAGUUGGUUGGUCUUUCUGCCAAAUACUUAUCCGGAGGGCACAAGGAAAAAUCAAUUCCGCUAUUAAGAUUGGCAUUAGAAAAGGAUCCUGAGUAUCUUCAAGCUAUGGUUAUUCUUGGUCAGGCUUUAUAUCAGAAGGAAGAGUUCGCCGAAGCUGCCAAAUACUUAGAGCAGGCUGCUUCAAAGGUAUGA